Molecule: messenger RNA, 552 nt
Organism: Protopolystoma xenopodis
Lineage: Eukaryota; Metazoa; Platyhelminthes; Monogenea; Polystomatidea; Polystomatidae
Source: the annotation of a GenBank genome assembly
AUGCCGUCUGAAAUUAGCCCCGCAACGGCCUCACUCAUCCCGUUCCAGUCUCUCCUCUGUCGGUGUGCAUCUGUCGCUCUCACUCUCGCUCUCACCCUCAUUCUCACCCUUGCUCUCGCUUAUGUACAUCAGCAUGUAGACAGAGAAGCAUCGAGAAGCAGGCCUCGGAAUUGCAGGAGCCCAGCAAUCAAGGCGUCCGUCUGCAGCCUCCCCUCUUCCUGCAAAGGGGGAGAUCGACGACGUGGAAGCAUUAAUCUCGGUGCCAAACAGAAAUCUAGUCACUGCCAGACUGAACGGGCUGCUCGGCGCCCCAACGGACAUGCACACGAGGCCAAGUCUCGUGGCUUGUUGCCGCGUGGAGGCGAGAGCACGACCGCCAAUGUUGCUCUCUUUCGGAUACCGAUCAUGCUCACAAUGGUGGUGGUGGUGGUGGUGGUCGUCGUCGUCGUCAUCGUCAUCGUCGUGAUAGUGGAACUAGAGACGUUGGUGAUGAUGUUGGCGGCAGUGCAGACGAAGAUAGAAGUAGUGGUGCUGAGGCUGGAGAUGAAGUAA